Messenger RNA from Triticum urartu, 4128 nucleotides. The record is from RefSeq and is a predicted model, not a curated record. NCBI's taxonomy places the organism in Eukaryota, Viridiplantae, Streptophyta, Magnoliopsida, Poales, Poaceae.
GGGUGGGGGAGGGGCGCAGGUGGGCGGCGGUGGUCAUCCCCAUGGCAGUGGCGUAGGUGGGUGGUGGCGCUGAGCCCGACGAUGGAUGCACUGGUCGCUCCCGUGCAUGGUGGUGGGGGAGGUGCGCAGGUGGGCGACGGUGGUCAUCCCCAUGGCAGUGGCGUAGGUGGGUGGUGGCGCUGAGCCCGACGAUGGAUGCACUGAUCGCUCCCGUGCGUGGUGGUGGGGGAGGUGCGCAGGUGGGCGACGGUGGUCAUCCCCAUGGCAGUGGCGUAGGUGGGUGGUGGCGCUGAGCCCGACGAUGGAUGCACUGAUCGCUCCCGUGCGUGGUGGUGGGGGAGGUGCGCAGGUGGGCGACGAUGGUCGAGCUGCGCAGGUGGUCGGUGGUGGUCGCCUCCGUGGUGGCGGUGCAGGUGGGCGGCGGCAUUGGACCUGAUGGUGGCUCGUGCGGGCGGUGGUGUUGGACGAUUUUUCUUUUUGUUGCAAAAAUUAUAACGAACUACAUCUGUGACAAGUUUUUCUUUAGUUUUUAUGUCUUGACUCGUACUCUAUCAUGUUUUUAAUUUAUUUAUCUGAAUCAGAAACCGAAUCAGUAUUUUUAUCUGUCAUCCUUUAUUACUUUCACCUGACAUGUGGGGAUGGCUGACAGGGAGGGGCGUCCAAACAAACUAUAUGUACCACGUGACCAGGUACAGGUUCAGAGUACAGGUGCGUCAGAGCUCUUAAUAGAGCCAACCUCAGUCCGCUCCCCCGUCAUGAAUCGUAUGUACGUACACUGUGAGCCUGCAGUGUAUAAAUCUUUUUCAAUUCCUGUAUUCCUUCGGCAGUGACCUGCAGCACACAUCCCCAUGCGUCAAGUUGCACAGUCCAAGGCAUUGCUUAAGUUGAGUUGAAAUGAAUAAAACAGACAGAACAAUUUAUCAAGGGAAAACCCCUAGAGUCAAUCCGCUCUUAAUUUUCAAACAAACUAGUGGCUAGUUUGUAUUCUGUUAAUUGACACAUCAUUCAGCACCAUAAUGGCGUCGGGUGUGUGUACCUUUCAAUCAGCCUAGCUAGUGUAAAAGAAGGACCCUUACUAAUUUGAGGUGGAGCACUGUUGCUUGCCAGCCUAAAAACCUCUAUAUCCAAGCACCACCACGAGUUACUGAGAAAGUUCAAACUCCGAUGCUCCUUCCAGCUCUGGGUGGCUGGGUAUUCUUCCAAGCUCCCAUCCAUGGCUUCUCUCGUCUUCCUCCUCCUAUUCGGCCAAAUCCUACUCUGCACAGCCGUGGACACCAUCACCUCCACCACACCGUUGUCCGGGUCACAGCAGAUUGUGUCCCAGGGCAGCAAGUUCACCUUGGGCUUCUACUCCCCACCGCAAGGUAACACCACCUCUAGCAAUUACUACAUAGCCAUAUGGUACAGCAACAUACCACUGGUGACCACGGUGUGGACGGCAACCACCGAUGUGCCAGUGUCUGACCCGACCACCGCCUCCUUGGAGAUCGCCAGCGACGGCAACCUUGUCCUCCUUGAUCAAGCCAAGAACCAGCUGCUAUGGUCGACCAAUGAAAGUAUAGCCUCCAACUCCACCAUGGCCACCAUCAGAGAUAGCGGUAGCCUCGACCUCACUGACGCCUCGAAUUCAUCGAUAGUUUACUGGCGAAGCAUAGACCAUCCAACAAACACCUGGCUUCCAGGGGGAAAACUCGGGCGGAAUAAGAUCACCAGUGUGAGCCAGAGGCUUGUUGCUUGGAAGAACAUGGCAGACCCGUCUCCAGGGUUGUUCACGCUGGAGCUGGACCCAAAUGGCACACCACAGUUUUUCAGCCAGUGGAAUUCGUCCAUAACCUACUGGUCCAGCGGCCCUUGGAAUGACUAUAACUUCAGCUUUUCACCGGAGAUGACAACCACUUACGCAUACGAAUCCCAAUUCAUCAACAACGACACAGAAGGCUAUCUGUUCUACUCGCUCAAGGAUGUCUCGGUUGUCUCGCGGUUCAUCAUUGACGUCGGCGGACAGAUCAAGCAGCUGAGAUGGUUGGGAUACUCACAGCAGUGGGUCGUGUUCUGGUCCCAGCCACGGUCACAGUGUGAGGUGUAUGCGCUCUGUGGGGCAUACGGCAGCUGCAACCUCAAUGCCCUGCCGUACUGCAACUGUGUCCAGGGGUUCAGCCAGAAGGUUCAGAGUGACUGGGACCUCCAAGAUUACAGUGGUGGGUGCAAGAGGAAUACACCAUUGCAGUGCCAGACCAACUCAACUUCUGCACAGGCUCCAUCUGAUAAGUUCCAUGUCAUGGAAGAUGUGCGCCUACCUGAUAAUGCUCAGGAUGCAGUGGCUACAAGCUCUCAGGAAUGUGAGGUGGUUUGUCUUAAUAGUUGCUUUUGCACUGCUUACACUUACAAUUACACUGGGUGCUUUGUUUGGCAUGGGGACCUGAUUACUCUCCAAGAUCAGUACAGGGGAAUUGGAGGAGGCACACUCCUCCUCAGGCUAGCAGCAUCCGAGCUACCAGAUCAGCAAAGGAAGAAAACAACGAUCAUUGGCUCAGUUGUUGGCGGACUUGCUGCAGUUUUGAUAAUCCUUGCAGUUGUGUUGUUCUUCAUAUCUCAGAAGUUCCGCCGAGACAGAACUCUUCGGAUAUCCGGAAAUGCUGGGGGUGCACUGACUGACUUCAAGUACAGUGAUUUGUUAAAUGAUAUUCAAAGCAUCGACUCUCUUCUUCUCGAUCUAUCAACACUAAGAGUGGCUACAAAUGACUUCAGCGAAGGAAAUAUGCUUGGUAAAGGAGGUUUUGGAAUGGUUCAUAAGGGAGUCCUACCUGACGGUAAACAAAUAGCAGUAAAAAGGCUAUCUCACAGUUCCAGACAAGGAAUAGGUGAACUGAAAAGUGAACUAGUCCUUGUUGCUAAGCUUCGCCAUAGGAAUCUUGUGAGCCUAAUUGGCGUUUGUUUGGAAGAACAAGAGAAAAUACUUGUGUAUGAAUUUAUGCCCAACAGAAGCCUUGAUACCAUUCUUUUCGAUGUUGAGAAACGCAAAGACCUAGAUUGGGGAAGGAGGUUCAAGAUUAUCAGUGGAGUUGCUAGGGGAUUACAAUAUCUCCACGAAGAUUCUCAAUUGAAGAUAGUUCACCGGGACCUGAAAGCAAGCAACAUUCUGUUGGACUUUGAUUACAACCCUAAGAUUUCUGAUUUUGGCUUGGCAAAGAUAUUUGGAGGGGAUCAAUCAGAAGAUGUCACUAGACGUAUUGCCGGGACAUAUGGAUACAUGUCGCCUGAAUAUGCCAUGCAUGGUCAAUACUCAGCAAAGUCGGAUGCGUUCAGCUUCGGCGUUUUGGUUUUGGAGAUCGUCACGGGAAGAAGAAACAACGGCUCCUGCAACUCCGAGCAAUAUGUUUAUCUCGUAAAUCUUGUAUGGGAACACUGGACCAGGGGAAAUGUCGUCGAGUUGAUCGAUCCAUCCCUUAGCGGCCAUCCUUCUCACGUUGACCAGGUGCUGAAAUGCAUCCGAACCGGGCUGCUGUGUGUGCAGAACAGACCUGAAGAUAGGCCGACAAUGUCGUCGGUAAAUGCCAUGCUUACCAGCCAGAGUGUCCGUCUCCCUUCUGUUUCCAUGCCAGCCUUCUGUGACAGAUUGAGUGGAUACAGUGAUAAUUCAGAAUCGGAGUCUUCGAAUGGAAUGACCAUCACAAAGCUUGAGCCAAGAUGAGCCUUGAAGCAGUUGCUGAACCAGUUUGUACUAGUGUUACUUUACUACCCCGUCCAUCCCAUAAUAUAAGAGCAUUUCUGACACUACACUAGUGUUGAAAAUGCUCUUAUAUUAUGGGACGGAGGGAGUAUCUCCUAGAGAUGAGCUUGAUGUACCUGGUGCUUAUGUUUCAUGGUUAUGAUGAAAAGUCUUAUGUGCCUCCAAGGUUAUCUUCAGUAUCAGUUUUGCUGUGAAGUGAGAUUAUGGUAUUUCUGCUGGAGAAAAUGUCAGUGGCAUUAUUAGCUGCGAUAUUUGGCUCAUACAAAUACAUGUAUCAAUAGUUAAUUUAGCAGCCUCUCCAUUUUGGCUAUCUUCUAAGAUUAGCUUUCGUUCUGUAAAAUUUCACUUGCAAUAUAGACAAGGUUUUCAUAUGGAUCUUGGUGGUUUUCUAUGGUGCA